This is a messenger RNA of Callorhinchus milii (elephant shark), 2937 nucleotides long. Its product is annotated as galactoside alpha-(1,2)-fucosyltransferase 2-like. Gene Ontology annotation, cellular component: membrane. Gene Ontology annotation, biological process: carbohydrate metabolic process. The record is from RefSeq and is a predicted model, not a curated record. Lineage: Eukaryota; Metazoa; Chordata; Chondrichthyes; Chimaeriformes; Callorhinchidae. Gene Ontology annotation, molecular function: galactoside 2-alpha-L-fucosyltransferase activity. The transcript has 2 exons. Bases 873 to 1937 code for a protein of 354 amino acids.
UCUGCCAAUUGACUAACAACCUACCUACCUAGGUUGUCCCACCGACUGCUGGGUAAACAGAAGCUUGUGGAGUGAGGAAACCUACCUACCUGGAAUCAAACCCAGGUCUUGUUGUGAGACAGGUUAGUUUUAUCCUAACCUGUGGAGUCCUGGAGCAUAAUGAUUGGAGCACUCAUCUUGCAAGCGAGAGAAGCCCAAUUUAUGUCAAUGGGCACGUCUGAAAAUGGGUGGAUUCUCAUGGUAUAUCAUUCACCUGGAGGUUGAUUUCAGGGCCGGGAAACUGGGAAAAGUUUGUUCAUAUUCAUUGAAUAUGAAAGGCUUUGUUUUGAAACCUGUUUCAUCUGUUUUAUGUGCUCACAACAGUGUCUCCUUCAGGGCAGUGGAUGCAUUUCCCCCAUUGGCGUAACACACUGCCGGGUUGGUUUCAUGUUGUUUUGGGGGAUGAUCACAGAUAUUUGUUUCACCAAUUAUGCUCUUGAUUCUCGGAAGCUGUAUAUAAAAAAAAUCUUGACUCAGGAAUAGAACCAGUUCUUGCCCAGGCUUGAGCGCUGCUGGUUUAAAUAAAUUCACCAGUUGUCAGGACGCCUGUGAAGUCUGUUGGAAGAGGAAGAGGAAGUGGGAAGAUAGUGACCUAAUUCAUUGGCUUUGAAAUUCUGCAAAAUGUUUGCUACACAACAAUAUUUCUUUGCUUCUUCCACUUCCUGUCACUGCCCUGUCUCCAACACCUCUCUCCGCAACUGCACUGGAUCUUGGAGUAACUUUUCCCCUUCAAUUCUCAACUCCUCUACAUUUCCUAGAAACCUGGAAGAAAAAGAUAACAGAUCUGGAGACACAAUCAGUAGAGACCACAUCAACAAGAGUCUUUGGAAGUGAUGGAGUCAAAUAUUUUCGGGAAGAGGCUGUACUUUGGAGUUCUGUUGUUCACAGCGAUUUUACUCACCAUCGCUUAUUACUUAAUGCCAUUUCCUCCACUGACCAUUCUUGAAGGUCAAUUUUCAGAAAAUUCACAAAACAUGGAUUUGUACAUCACAGAGACAAACAAGACAACUAAAACACAUCAAGGGACAAACUCUGUUAUCGCAUCCAAAGGCUUUUGGACAAUUAAUUCCAUAGGGCGUCUGGGCAAUCAAAUGGGGGAGUAUGCCACAUUGUACGCAUUGGCCAAAUUGAAUGGCAAACAAGCCUACAUUCCCCAGGCCAUGGCCAAUUACCUGUCUCCCAUCUUCAGAAUUAACCUUCCCACCCUCCAUGAGAGUAUGUGGAAUAAAGUACAUUGGCAGAACUAUCAGCUGAAUGACUGGAUGGAGGAUAGAUACCGACACAUCCCUGGAGACUAUGUUAAACUCACAGGGUAUCCCUGUUCCUGGACCUUCUACCAUCACAUCCGAGAGGAAAUCCUCCGUGAGUUCACCUUCCAUGACUAUCUAAUUGAAGAGGCCAACACGUUCCUGAGAAGCAUCAGCAAAGGGCAAGCCAAUGUGACCUAUGUUGCUGUCCAUGUACGAAGAGGAGAUUAUGUGGAGGUGAUGCCAAACAUUUGGAAGGGAGUUGUGGCUGAUAAAGUCUAUUUGGAAAAAGCAAUGUCUUACUUCAGGAAGAAGUACAGCAACGUGGUGUUUGUGGUGACAAGUGAAGGAAUGGAUUGGUGCAAGGACAACAUAGAUGCCUCCAAAGGAGACGUUCACUUCUCAGGAGAUGGACAGUCAGGCAGUCCAGCCAGAGACUUCUCCCUCCUCGCUCACUGCAAUCACACUAUCAUGACAAUCGGGACCUUUGGUAUCUGGGCUGCCUACCUCGCUGGCGGGGAGACUAUCUACCUCUCUAACUACACUUUACCUGAUUCACCCUUUUUAAAGCUCUUUAAAUAUGAGGCAGCUUUCUUACCCGAGUGGAUAGGGAUUCCCGCUGACCUCUCACCUGUUCUGGUCAGGAAAUAAAUGAUUGCUGACAGGGUGGGUGACUUCCGAAAGAUGUUUUUCUGCAGUUCUUAAAAGGAACCGGCUUCCAAAUUAAGAUUGGGUCAUAAGAACCUUGCCACGACCUUAAAUAUUAAAACCAAAGAGUCUCAGCAGCUAUGACGAGCCGGAGUUUUGUGCCUUUGACCGUAUCAAUGUAACCCCCAAAAAAAUCUGGAAUCUGUUUCAAUCUGUUGCCUGUCUUUAGUUUGCAACAGUAUUAAACAUUAACGGAUACGUUCGUCUGGCACUGUAGUGGCUCUUCCUGCCUUUUUGUGUGUGGGUGCGUGUCAGAUUUCCUUUGUGUUUAACAGACUGAAACCACUUGUAUUGGACUAAAGACGGAUACGAUCUUCGAACGGGCCAACAAGAUGGUGGGAGGCUAUGUGCGUGCGUGCGUGUUUGUGAGCGUGCGUCCAUCGUCCGAACUCCUUUCUCUGAUCCCGUGAGCGUUAAGAAAGGCGCUCAAUCUCGAUUGCUGGUAUCAAGGUUGUGGGUUUGGGCUCGGAGUCGGAAGCUUUCUCCCAAGCUGGAGUCUUAUCACCGGAACCUUUGACACAGUGAGGCCCUGCUCAGUGCCGAUGUGAAACUCGUUCUCUCUCGAACACAGGCCGCCGUCCAGCAAAAGUGAGUGACACACUGAAAUCGCAGUGGGGGGAGCGGGGGAGACGGAGUGUUUUAAUGUACGUCAAGAUGACCUCUCGUUUGCCCUUUUUUUCUUAAAACUCGUCCUCUGUUUUUCCCCCAAAUUCCUAUUGCCAUCUGCUUUCUGUGGCCUUCAAGUCACCCCUUAAUAAGGGGCUGAAGAUGAUGCCUUACUGUGAAGCACUGAUAGCUGCUGUAUUUAUAAGCCUUAAAAAAUAAUGAAUUGUAUCAAAACAUGGGAUAAGUAUAUACCACACUAUGACUAGCCAGAUGCUUACGCCAAGUUAACACUUACAGAAUGAAUAAAGACUGUUGAUCCAGUGUGACUUAUUUAUAA